Molecule: messenger RNA, 1830 nt
Organism: Lasiodiplodia theobromae
Lineage: Eukaryota; Fungi; Ascomycota; Dothideomycetes; Botryosphaeriales; Botryosphaeriaceae
Product: Heterokaryon incompatibility protein
Exons: 1
Coding region: 1-1830 (609 amino acids)
Source: RefSeq, a predicted model, not a curated record
AUGGUUAUAGACAUCGCGUCUGCAUGCAUUGUCGAGCCCCCGAAGGAAUUCCAAUACAUUGCUCUCAGCUACGUGUGGGGCCCGCAGCAACCAGGGUAUCUCGAACUGAACAGAAAAACCGAGUCAGAUCUGCGGACGCCACGGAGUCUCGACACGAAACAAGUGCCGAGAACUAUAAGGGAUGCCAUGACUGCGUGCACCGAACUGGAUGUCAGAUACCUUUGGGUUGAUCGCCUGUGUAUCAUACAGGACGAAGAUCACCCACAAAAGAUGGCGCAAAUCCGCAGUAUGGACGCAGUAUAUGCAUCAGCAUAUCUCACAAUAUGCGCAGUCCACGGCACCGACUCUGAAACCGGAUUACUGGGCCUCAACAGCAACCCAAGGCGGUUCAGCCAAGAACCGGUUCCGGUGUCAGGCCUUCUAAUCACCCCACAGCUACCAAGUCCAAUAUCCGGACGCGAGACCUGGUGGACCCGCGGAUGGGUUUGCCAAGAGUACCUCCUAUCACCGCGAAAGCUCCUCUUCUCCCAAUGGCAAACGGCAUUCCAAUGCCCCCACGGCCUCUCCACCGAAGGCCCCUCUAACACCUCCUCUUCCCAACCCACCACCGCCCUUGAAACAGACGACCACCACAAUUUCUCCCGUUAUGCCGGCUUUAUUCAGGAAUACAACAAACGCAACCUCACGCAACGCUCCGACAUCUACAAUGCCAUCCUCGGCAUCUUCGCCCACACCUACGGCAGCACCGACUCCUUCCGCAACGGGCUCCCCGACCGCGACUUCGACGAAGCCCUGCUGUGGGAGACGCCGCACCGCGAGGACCAGCCCCACCUCGUCGCCCCCUACGUCCGCGCCGAGGACCGCCUCCGCCUGCCCAGUUGGUCCUGGGUCGCCGCCGAGGGCGAGACGAGCUUCGACCAGCCGUUCCACGGCGCGACGGCGCGGUGGAUGCACGCGGUUCAUGAUGACGCCGGCGGCGGUGGCGGCACUGUCUCCUUUCGCAGCAUAUCUGCGACGGGCGACGGCGACGGCUGGCACGCUUAUACAGACUCCCACUCCCUCCUCCCCGUUGACAUCCACCCCCGCUACUCGAAGCAGGUGUACGUCGCCGCGGCGUGGAUGUUCGGGCUCUUCGAGAGCGCUGUCCCGGCUGAAAUCCAGCAUGUUGCAGCAGACUUCGACACCCUGCAGCGCCUGCUCGACGUGCGGUGGCCGCGGUACGAGGACUUCUGGAAGGAGGUGCACGGGGACGAUGGCGCGCUGGCCCACUGGCUGGAGGCCGAUACGCAGGCAGGUGCGGCACUGCACGAGAUGGACGGCGCGGUGGCGGGCAGGGCGAUGAUCGGAGUGGGCAUGCUCGACCAGCGCGGACGGUUACCGUGUAUAUGUGACGGGGAUGGCCUGGUGGUGGGGAUGUGCUCGCCGGAUGAUUUCGUGGAGGCGCCGCCGGCGGGGACGACGUUGGAGUUUGUUGCGUUGUCGGUAGGGGAGCAGCGGUAUGUGCGUGUUUUUGACCAGCUGUUCCGCCGGGCGAGGGGCCUGGGGUGCGGUGGUGCGGCGGAGCAGCGCUGGGUUGAGGAGUUUGCGGGGGAUGUGGAGUCGCGUGCGUAUGAGAGUGAGGAGGAGAACAUGGAGAGGAAGCGGAUAAUUAUGAGCUCUCAAGUGACGAUUCAUGACGGUAAAGGUAGGCCCUUGCUUCCUCCGCCGGUUGUGAAUGUCAUGUUGAUUCGGCGACACAAUGGGAUUGCAACUCGCAUUGGACUGGGCUGGGUGCUGCUUACGCAAUGGCUGAGGCUAAAGCCCAAAUUCGAAAACUUCAUACUAUGCUAG